UUAACCCAUCCAUGUUUUAAAUCUCAUUUCUAAACUUGAAACACCAUACUGAUAAAUCUUAAGCUUUUUGCCUCGAUCUGCAACUCAUAAAUCAUAUAAUCAUAUCAAUGUCCUCUCUGCUACUCCAUAUUCCAAAGAGUGUUUCUCUAUCACCCUCAUUCCGCAACUUUGCUUCUCGCGUUGCCAAUUCUAUCCACCGUGCAUGCUCCCGACAACGUCCAUGGCCGGAACUCUUUGAGUUUACUGCAUUAUCUCGUCCCCAUUCUCUCUCCGAUGCCACGACAAGGAUCCGCAAAAACCUUCCCUAUUUCUGGACCAACUACCUCACACUCAUUGGUGGUGUGCUCACUUUCUCUCUCCUUUCUCACCCUCUCUCCCUCAUCUCUCUCCUACUGCUCCUUUCUGCUUGGAUCCUUUUCUACUUUUUUAAACCAUCUGAGCAACCAUUGAUCCUGUUUGGCCGUACACUAUCAAACAGUGAAAUCUUAGCCAUCUUAGUGGGGGCCACAAUUGUAGUAAUGUUCUUUACAAGCGUUGCAUCUUUGCUUAUUUCUGCUACACUCAUUGGUGGUGCUAUUGUGUGUGUUCACGCUGCUUUCAGAGAUCCUGCAGAUCUCUUUCUUGAUGAACAAGAUGGAGCUUCUUCAUCAGGUUUCUUUAACGUUGUAAAUGGUACUUCAAUCACACAAACUGCUGCUUCUAUGCGUGAUGCUGUUUCCAUGGUCUGAAAUCUGAUUCCAAAUCUCAUUGCUACUCACAAUGUUAUUAGUUUUUUUUUUUUUGGGUGUUAGCACCCGGUUCACCCUUAGGGCUAAUCCGGAUUUGGGGCGAGUUUUGGGUGGAUAUGUUCCAGUCCCUCUCAAUUGUUGUUGCGGGGGAUCGAACACAAGUUCUCCCUACCAAAUUCAGCCUCAAUCACCACUGAACCAACAGGCAAUUGGUACAAUGUUAUUAGUUUAUUACAUGUCAUUUGUAUAAUAUGUUCGGAGUUGUUAUGCCCCGAAUACUACUCGGUCAUAUUCCCAAAGUGUCCAAGACAUAACUUAUAACGUAAACAUCUCCAAUUUUAUAUGUAUAAAAGUUACAAAAAUUUGAUAUUCUAAAACA
Molecule: messenger RNA, 1107 nt
Organism: Spinacia oleracea (spinach)
Lineage: Eukaryota; Viridiplantae; Streptophyta; Magnoliopsida; Caryophyllales; Amaranthaceae
Product: PRA1 family protein B3-like
Exons: 1
Coding region: 108-728 (206 amino acids)
Biological process (GO): vesicle-mediated transport
Cellular component (GO): Golgi apparatus; endoplasmic reticulum
Source: RefSeq, a predicted model, not a curated record